This is a messenger RNA of Penicillium paradoxum, 3273 nucleotides long. RefSeq names its product putative C6 finger domain protein (gene clcA). NCBI's taxonomy places the organism in Eukaryota, Fungi, Ascomycota, Eurotiomycetes, Eurotiales, Aspergillaceae. The record is from RefSeq and is a predicted model, not a curated record. Gene Ontology annotation, biological process: regulation of DNA-templated transcription. The coding region runs from base 1 to 3273 and encodes 1090 amino acids. The transcript has 3 exons. Gene Ontology annotation, molecular function: zinc ion binding; DNA-binding transcription factor activity, RNA polymerase II-specific.
AUGAAUCGCAUGCCUCCUCCAGAGGGGCACCAUGCGCACCCAGGCCCGCAUGCAGCAUACGACUCAUGGCGCCCUGCAUACCCCCCGCCCUUCGAUAGCCAUCACCCCGACUCUCGUCGCACCUCAAAUUCUCAGCCACCCCUACCACCUCAACCUCCUGGAUAUCCCGUCAUGCCGAACCGUGAAUUGCCACAAAUCACACCGGAAGGCCCAUAUGGCCGUCCCAAUGGUCACGGCCUGCCCCCGCACGCGCCCGUGCAUUCCCCGCAGGAUCCAACUCCCCCUCACCCAAGCUUCCACCAGCCCAUCAACGGUGCGCCGCACGAGGCCUCGCCAGACUAUCGCGCUCGCAUGGGCUACCCGCCCCCAGAUCAGAUGAGCAAUGGCGAACAUACACCGGUUUCCGGCGCGUUACCGCCCGCUUCGCAAUUCAUGAACCCCGCUCCCCAAAUAGUUGCCGGUUCGACGCCGCCUGGUGCGUACGAUCCAGGCUAUUACCAGAAUCAGGCGAUGGGAGCGCGUCAGCGCAAGGCAAACCGGGCUACACAGGCGUGCGAUCAAUGCCGAGCUAGGAAAGCAAAAUGUGACGAGGGAAGACCGCAUUGUAGUCACUGCAAAGAGAACAGCUUGGGUUGUGUCUAUAAAGAGGUACCACCACACAAGCAAGAAAAGACCACCCAGCUAUUAUUGGAUAAGAUGACUGCGAUGCAGGUCCUCCUGGAAGAUCGACUCCAGCAACUGGAAGAGAAAUUGCUCAAAGAAAAGGCCGAAAAAACGCCUCCGACGGUUGAAGCGCGUCCGGUCCUCCCACCACCGGUCGUGAAGUCGGACCCUCCUCUCAAAACUGAGAUGCCGCCAACUCAGAUGGCGCAGACUCAGGCAGGACAGACUCAGAUGCCGCAAACUCAUACUUCACCUCCCAAUGCUUUGGAUCCCGGGAGUGCAGAGAUGCCUGCCCCUGCCCAGAGAAUCCCGGCCUCCGCCAUCCCUGCCCAGAACAUGGUACCAGUGGACUCGAGGUUUGAUGACUCGAUAACUGAGGCCGAGGGAGAGCUAUCGAUCCCGGUGGAGCACACUACUGCAGCCCACAAGCUAUUGAUGUGGCCUUCAAUCAAGAAGCUGCUGAUCCCCGAAGAAUAUGACGAGGAUUAUGUGAUGCGAUUGGAAGAAGAGCGCGGUCUUAUCAGUAUCUAUGGUCAAGGCGAAAUCUCAUUCACGGCCGAUGACAGUGAAUUACCAAUGGGGGAAAAUCUCGAUGGUGUCCGAACUGAUGGGGAUGGUGCGGGCCCUGAUUCUGACGCCGAGAUUGACAAGUUUGGUAACUUGAAGCUGGAUGCCGUGACUGCUCGUCGCUAUUAUCAGAGUUAUCUCGACAACAUGUUCAAACUUCACCCGUUCCUUAUGCAAAGUGAACUUGAGAUAAAGGUCACCAACUUUAUCCGCAUCUAUUGUCGUCCCAACUCCUCCCCGAGCUUGAGCUCGAAUUACACCAGACCAGCUCGUGAUGGUCCUCCACCCGCCAAACGGAGGCGAUCCAACGAGAAUCCAGGUGGGUGUGGAGAGUUCAUGGAGACUAUCUCCAACCCGCUGCGGCCACGAGUUGGUAAAAAUAUCGACAAUGCCGUGGUUUUGCUAUGCAUGGCGCUUGGUGCUAUCUGCGAAACCAGUGCUCCUCUUCCUGGGCCUAUUAUGGACGAGAAGAUUGAUUUCCGCCGCCAGUAUAUUCCUGAUCCACUCCCACCAGUUGUUCCCGCCCAGCCUGCGAACGCAACAUUUGCCGCCAACGGAGUGCUUUCCCCGCCAAACUCGGAUCCGUCCAUGCCGAUGUCGCUUUCGCAUUCCAUGUAUGUGCUGCCAAUGCAGACCACUCCUAGCCAGUCUUUUUCCACUACCACCUCCACCCUAGGCGAGAGCCGAAAAAGCUUGUCACGGCGAACCGUGUCAUCGACGAUGGAUGAAAAGGGCCGUACAAAGAACUAUCAGGUCAUUCCGGGCCUGACUCUCUAUGGAUACGGGACCGCGAUCUUGGGUCAUCUGCAAGGUGCCAACGAGGUGGAACAUGUCCAAUCCGCACUGCUUGCUGGGCUUUAUGCUGGCCAGCUGGCUCAUCCUUUCCAGAGUCACAGUUGGAUCUCUCAGGCGUCAAGGGCUUGCCAGGUGCUCGUGAGAACAAAGCGAUAUGAACGACUCGAGGAGGGGCCUAUGCAGGACUUGUACAAUUUCGCAUACUGGACAUGUCUGCAGUUGGAGAGUGAUUUGCUCGCCGAGCUUGAUAUCCCAGCGAGUGGUAUCUCGCGUUCCGAGGGACGAAUGGAGCUCCCGAAAGGGAAAUUUACCAUUACCCUACCUAACGAUCUCAACGCGCCUCAAACCAUGAUGAUGCUGUUUUAUUCGGCCCAAAUCCACCUGCGCAAAGUCUUGAAUCGGGUACACACUGAUUUGUACAAGGUCGAAAAGCAAGGCCAGAUGCGAUGGUCAUCAACUGUACAGGAGGCUUUGAGUCUGAACCUCGAUCUCUGGCGCGGAAGCCUACCUCUAAGCAUGCAGUGGGACGAAAGCGACCCGCCAGCAAACGAAAUCAAUGCUGCUCGUAUGCGCGCCAAGUAUUACGGUGCUCGGUAUAUCAUCCACCGACCUCUACUCUAUCACGCAUUGCACUAUGGCCAUACUGGUGCUCGUGUCGGUCCAGUCGGCCAGGCCUCAGUGGACUCGCCUACCUCCCAACAAAUGUCUCCCUCGAUGCUGCACGCUAAAACUCGUGCCCCGAACAUGGCCCGCAUGUCUAGUGACAUGGGCUCUACGCCAAGCGCAAGCGCUGAUGGCUGGACUCCCCCAAAGGUCCGGUUGAAAGAUCUUCCGAAGAAGCUGAAACAAGCCUGCGAGAUCUGUAUUAGUUCGGCAGUCAAGAGCACGGAGGCUUUUGAUGGUGUAGGUGGACAUCGGUUGGUCGUCACCAACAUCUUCGGCACUGCCCAUGCGCAAUUUGGCAAUAUGCUCGUUUUAUCCGCAACUUACAUGUCCAGCCUCAAGGGGCUCGUCGAUGAACAGCUACUCGAUCGCCUGCUCAGACGCACUAUUAGCUUCCUCAUCCAAAGCGAGAACAUCUCCCCCACCCUUCGCGCCGAUGCCCGUAUACUCACCGAGAUCUACGAAAAGAUCUUCAAGCACGCCCCUGACUUGACCCAACCCUCGAACUUGAGCAGCCAAACCCCAAACAUGAGCGGUCAAGCUCCGAGUAUGAGCAGCCAAUCUACAAGCAUGAGUUUCCCCUGA